UCGAGUAUCGAAGAAAUAAAUCGAGGUGGGAGGGCGUCGAAUGCCGCGUGAAUCUCCAGUACAGCGGGAACGCAACCCUUCUUUCCGAUCAGGCCGUUGAAGUCACCGAUACUUCCGAUACCUGAUACAGCGCAUCGUGUCCUCGUGGCCAACGCUGGAAGGGAUGGCGUUGGCUGGUGGGGGCAGCCACCCUCGCGUUUUUGCGGUCUGUUUGCACCCGCGACCGCGUCGCGGCGCCACCGUACGGUCUGCGCGGCCGUCGUCCCUUGGCUCUGCGCGGAACAACUUUUGUCCAUGGUCCACGCUCCCGUGACCGCGCGAGGCGUCCCUUUUCGCGCGUCACGACGCGUCGCGUCGCCAUCGAACCCGUCCGAUCGCAGCGCGUUCCUACCGUUUUCCCGUUUCCCCGAUUUUCCACGAGACUCGCGGCACCGAGCGGCUCGCGACCGAUACCGAGGGUCGACAAUAAUUCCGCCGGGGUGGGAAAGUGCGUGGCUGGAGGGAUGACUGCGAGGGCUGCAGGAGCCGAGCGUUCGAGUUAGUCUCGGCCAGAACACAGGCCCAGUAGGAUCUACGUGCACGUACUGGAGCCGCGUACGGUGCGUGGACUGAGGAAACAGAGGGUACGGAGGCCUUCCCCACCCCCUUGCAGGUCGCGAUCGCGAGUUCCGCAUGCGACGUGCAGUGUAUACCGACCACGAAAACAGGUGCACCAGGUUAGGAGCCUGCUAGGACGGGUCUCGUACACUCUCCCCUGAGGUCAGCUGCUGAUGCGAGACCAGACGAAACGAGACGAGGGAAGAACCGGAGCCAGUGAAGUGUGAUCGCGUGCAGUGCGGGUUUUAGCGUCGGUUUUUUCCGCGCGAGUGUGGGUGUGAUGCCGUCGCGUGAACCACAGGCAGCCUGACGACCGGCCGGGAUCGAGAUCCGAUCAUCUGGUGUCUCGAGCCAGGGUUGCUCCUCGAUGACUCUGGCGAACUCGGAAAGGACAUUGUGCGAUUUCGUGUGACCGUGGGACCAGUGUGUAGUGCAACAGGUCCAGUGUGUUCCGGGACAGUGUCCGGGACUAAGGAACAGGAAGAGACGGUAGCGACGGGCCCGCCGGCCGAGGCGUGCGCCCCAGGAGGCGUCGGCGGCGCCAGCAAUCGUAGGGGAACGGUUUUGGGCCCGGCGGUGAAGCUUGAAGCCGUCAAAGUGGCUUCGUCACUGGGCCUCCAGGGGCCAUCAGCGCCGAUCGGGGCCCAACUACUCACUGGCGGUUCGGAGGAUGCACCGGCCGUCUACCACGCGAAUCUGCUAGCCAGCAGCAACGCGUCCGUGCUCCAGCAGCCCGUUCUAGCGAGCCUGAACACGCCGGCACUGGCCAGCAUGCAGGCCUCUGCGGAGGCCAACUCGCUGGACAUUCAGGCCAUGCAAUCCAUGGACUGGCUGUUCAAGAAGGAGCGGAUAUACCUGCUCGCCCAGUUCUGGCAACAGAGGGCGACAUUAGCGGAGAAGGAAGUUUCCGCGUUAAAGGAGCAACUUGCCGCGGCAAAUGACGGGAAUUCGAAGACUGAGGGACAUCAAUUGUCUCAGACACCACAGGGAAGCGAACAGCAGCAGGUACACGAUGCGAGCAAUCCCAGGAGAACGCCCAACACCAACCUGGAACAGGAACUGCAAGCGAAGGACAAAGAGAUCAGCCAGCUGGUCGAGGAGGUGUCCAGGUUACAGCAGAGCCUGCAGCGUCUCCAGGAGACCAGUGCACAGGCGACGGCGCGGCUGGAGGAAGAACUCGAGGCCCGCAGACAGCACAUCAGCAGACUGGAGAGCAAACUGGAGCGACAGAGGGACUACGACGACCUGAAACGGGAAAUUAACGCACUGAGGUCGGUGGACCUGUCGCAGAUUCCCACAGGCGAGCCUGGCAAGAGCUUGGAACACCUUCUGAUGGAACGCUCGAAGGCGCUCCAGCAAACAGAAAACUUGAAGCCAACCAAUACUCCCGACGCGCUUGGUGGACUAUCGUCACCCCUGCAGCGCGCCUCGACCGCCUCGCCCCACGGGGUCGGGGGUGUACCGCCUUCGUCCCACGUGUCCUCCCAGCAACCACCGCCGCCGCCCCCAGCAGCAGUUUCCCUCCCACCGCGUUCCACACCGACACCGUCUUCGGCUACCUCGACGACGUCCAGCCUCCUCUUCCCACCUCCUCUCCAGAACGUCGAGACCUUCGGCUCCUUCCUCGGCGAAGAGAUCGUCGCCAACUGGAGGCGGACGUUGGAGAGGUCCAUCAUGAAUCAGCAGCAACAACAGCAACAGCAGCAGCAACAACAACAACAGCAGCAGCAGCAACAGCAGCAGCAACAACAACAACAACAACAGCAGCUUCAGCCGACUUCCUUGGGUCAAUUGGCGCAGCAACAGCUACAGCAAGCUCAACCGCUGAUCGGUCUGCACCCUCCGUCUACCACCAGUAGCAUAAAUCAUCUUCCAUCGCCAACGGACCCGUCGUCCAGUUCGAACACGCCAGCCAAAUCGAAUACCCCGUUAGGAACCACUCCACUGAGUUGCCUUGAUGCCGCCGAAAAGGCUCCGACGCCUGUGUCGGGCCACGAAACGCCCGCACCACCUACGCCGUCUUCGACCACCGCGUUAACGUCACCCCCGAGCUUUCAACCGCCCACGACGAUGAUCGAGACGAUCGCAUCUUCGGCGUCCGUGAACGGCGGUAGCAUGAUACCGGCCGUCCCGACGGCACCGCCACCAAAGAGUCCAGCGGACCAGGACUCUUGUCACAAUAACAACAACAGCCAUCAUCUGGCCAACAACAACAUCGGAGGUCUGAGCGUGCUGGAUACCCUGAAGAGCCCGUUUCGCUUCGACGACAGAACGCAUCCGUUCAGAUUCGGCGACGAGUAUGGCGCCGCGGGUAUGGCUGGUCGACUAGGCGAGUCGCUUAUCCCUAAAGGCGACCCCAUGGAGGCCAGGCUUCAAGAGAUGCUGCGGUACAACAUGGACAAGUACGCGUCGCAGAAUCUGGACACCCUGCACAUAGCCAGGAGAGUCAGAGAGCUGCUCUCGAUACACAACAUCGGUCAAAGGCUGUUCGCCAAGUACGUACUCGGGCUGAGCCAAGGCACCGUCAGCGAACUGCUGAGUAAACCGAAGCCGUGGGACAAACUGACGGAAAAAGGUCGCGACAGCUACAGGAAGAUGCACGGCUGGGCUUGCGACGACAACGCUGUACUGCUGUUGAAAUCCCUGAUACCCAAGAAAGAGUAUGUUUCAGGCAAGGAGCAGGGAAUGCCAGCGUUCGCGCGUGGACCACAGGAAGGUGGUCCGCCAGAAAUGAGCGACGAAAGGUUGGCGCACAUCCUCUCGGAGUCUGGCCAUCUGCAGAUGAGGGGCGAGCACGAGAUAUCGAACGACGCGGACAGCAAGAGCCCGAGCAGAAUCGGCUGUCCGAGCCCGUUCAACAAGGACAGGCUCGACAGUCAAAACAGGAGACUGAAGAAAUACGAAAACGAUGACAUUCCGCAGGAAAAGGUAGUCAGGAUUUAUCAGGAGGAGCUAGCCAAGCUGAUGGGGAGAAGGGUCGAGGAUCUCCGCGGACCGCGAGAGUUCUCCUCCAGUGCGAUGUUUCCGCACUUUUUCAGUAGCACCCAGGGCAGCCUUCAGGGCAUGGAGCGCACGCAAGACGACAUUCGAUUGGCCCUGGACGCGUACCACCGCGAGUUGCAGAAGCUGAACACGACGCCGGGCCAGAACCCCGCGUUGACUGGACUGCCAGGAUUACCAGGGCUCCCUGGGCUUCUGGCACUUCAGCAGCAAGCCCUUCAGCAACACCAUCUGGCCACGAACGGCGGUGGCGUUCAGGAUCUCAGUUUGGGGAAGGUGGAUCCCAGGAGCAAGAUGAUAAACGGCGUCACGGAGGAAGAGAAAGAGAAGAUGGAGGAGGCCAUGAGACACGCGGGUAGCGCGUUUUCGUUGGUCAGGCCGAAACAGGAAACCGCCGCGCCUCAAUCCACCCCUAGCGGUUCCAGCGCGAGUUCACCGUUGGGCAACUCGAUUCUUCCGCCAGCGAUGACACCGAGCGAGGAAUUCUCUGGCGCGGCAGCCGCCAGUCCGCUACAGAGGAUGGCUUCGAUCACGAAUAGUCUGAUCAGUCAACCGUCCACGCCCACUCAUCACUCGGCCAACCAGAGGCCCCUGAAAGCGGUGCUUCCUCCCAUUACUCAGCAACAGUUCGACAUGUACAAUAACUUGAACACAGAGGACAUCGUGAAGAGAGUGAAGGAACAAUUGUCUCAGUAUUCCAUUUCCCAACGUCUUUUCGGUGAAUCCGUGCUGGGUCUUUCUCAGGGAUCCGUCUCCGACCUCCUGGCGCGGCCAAAGCCCUGGCACAUGCUCACGCAAAAAGGUCGCGAGCCGUUCAUCAGGAUGAAGAUGUUCCUCGAGGAUGACAACGCGGUGCACAAGCUGGUCGCCAGCCAGUACAAGAUCGCACCGGAAAAACUGAUGAGGACCGGCGGCUACGGUGGCCUGCCUCGUAAGUUUAACUCAGCCUGUGGAACACCAAUGAAGCCGAUGCCACCGACGAAACUGGUUCAGGAACAGCUUCAGAACGCCGCGAAAGCACAGGCUGCGGCGCAGGCGGCCGCUCAGGCGGUUGCGCAGCAUCAGCAAGAAAACCAAAUACAGCUGGGACCACCCCAGCAGAGUCCACAGCUCCCUCAACAUCCUCAGCCGCCGCCACCGAUGAUGCUGACGCCUCCAGGCCCUCUCCUCCCUCACACACAGCUCAGCAUGCAAGAGUUGCAGAAGAAGCAACAGCAGCAACAGCAACAACAGAUGAACCUUCACUCGCCCCAUCAUCAGAUGACUCCGUCUCCCCUUCGAGGACUCCACCCGCACAUCUCGCCCAGCGUAUACGAAAUGGCCGCGCUGACGCAGGACCUCGACACGCAAACCAUCACGACGAAGAUCAAGGAGGCGUUGCUGGCCAACAACAUCGGCCAGAAGAUCUUCGGCGAGGCUGUGCUCGGUCUGUCGCAAGGAUCCGUCAGCGAGCUGCUGAGCAAACCCAAACCAUGGCACAUGCUCAGUAUAAAAGGCAGAGAGCCGUUUAUAAGGAUGCAGCUGUGGCUGUCAGACGCCCACAACGUCGAUCGGCUGCAGGCCUUGAAGAACGAACGACGAGAAGCGAACAAGAGACGACGCAGCAGCGGACCAGGCCACGACAACAGCUCGGACACCUCGAGCAACGACACGGCCGAGUUCUAUCACGCGGCGUCGCCCGGUCCCGGACCCGCCUCGGCCAAGAAGCAGCGAGUCCUCUUCUCCGAGGAGCAGAAGGAAGCCCUCAGGCUCGCGUUCGCCCUCGACCCUUACCCCAACGUGGCCACCAUCGAGUUCCUCGCCAGCGAGCUGGCGUUGUCCUCGAGAACGAUAACCAACUGGUUUCACAAUCAUCGGAUGAGACUGAAGCAGCAAACGCCGCACGGCCAGCCCGAGCCACAGUCCCCCAGGGAACCUGGCCAGCCGUUCGACCCAGUUCAGUUUAGAUUGCUGUUGAACCAAAGACUGUUGGAGAUACAGAAGGAGAGAUUGGGCUUGGGCAACGUGCCCCUGCCGUACUCCCCGUACUUCAACCCCAACCUGGCCGCUCUGGUAGGGAACGCUCUGAAGGAGCAGUGUUCAGGCCUGGAUUUGUCGAUGAGCUCGUUGAAGAGGGAGCCGAACCAGGAGUUCGAGGACGAGGACGCCGAAGACGCCAUGAGCAACCUCGGUAGCGAAGACUCGGAGGGAUCAGCGGGUAGCAUAAAGAGGGAACCCGCGGAGACACCCACCGCGCCAGCCACGGUCAGAUCCAAUCGAAGGAAACCCGCAGCGCCGCAGUGGGUGAACCCCGAGUGGCAGGAGCCGCCCAGGACGGGCGACGAGGUGAUCAUCAACGGCGUUUGCGUGAUGCAAACGGACGAUUACGGGGUGAAGAGAGAGGCAGAGGAGACCGUUAGGGUCGAACCAACCCCCGUGCAGGACAGAUACGAGGAAGACGCGCAAAGCGACGUGUCUUCCGUAUCGGCGAAUAACGGUCAGGAACGGGACAGCCCUCUGCCCAGUCCGAAAUCGGGACAGAACAGUCCCGUGACGUCGCCCAGGCCGCCCUCCACGCAACAAACGCAACAGUGCGCGGACGAGAGUCCCAAAGACAACGUGGUUAAACACGAGCCAGAGGAAACGUGGGAUUAUUAAACGUGGGAUUAUCAGAUGCCUGGUCCGCGAGACCUGGUUGGACAAAACGGAGGGUGUGAUCGAAGUGGACAACGUUGAAACAUGCCAAAAUGACGCUGCAGAAGUACGGUCCCCAUGUUGCCGACGACUACGGCCUAGUUAAGUUCUUAAUGAGGAAGAAACAAAAACCAGUCAUAGGAUUCGGCCAGGUCCGAUUGGCCGAGUCCUGCCUACCACGAGGGCAUUAUCAUAGGGUGGCGAAUACAAAGUAGGAUACGUGAACAAAAAUUAAACGAAAAAAAAAAAUUUUCGAAAGACACGCAGACGUGCAUUGGAAAACCCUUCGGUCGACUGAAAGCUACCAGCGGGGGAGGCUGCUAUCGAGGAAGAUGGAGCUCAAUCAAAAGAACUGUUUUUUCGUAACGCUGCCGAUAUACGGUUUACGGAACAGUGUGUUGGUGUGCACGGAUACUACAGCGGAUUUGUAUUGUUAGAAGACUGUAAACGCGACGAGGGGUAGCUCAGGAAAUGGGGGCAAAUCGUCGCACACUUUCGCUCGAAAAUCCGAAGAAACCCUGGCCGCUUCCGUUUUCGAGCGGACGAAGGAAGGGGAGGGGGUCGGAAGGUAGGAGAGACCAGGAGUAAGUUACAAAAGAAAGAGAAAGAGAAAAUGAACAAACGAGAAUCGGAAAACGGAAAGGGUCCGGGUUCGUCAGAGUGCAAUCUACGAAUAACCAGUUGUUAGAUCAAAUUAUUAUUAAUUUUAUCUAAUUACGCGUCAAGAUGAGCGAUUAAUAAUUAUUGCAUAAUUGUGAUUCAUGUUAUAUUGUUUAUACACUUCUCCUAUCCCAUAGUUGUUAAGCUGUUAAUGUUACUACACUCCGCUCUCCGAUUACGUACCUUUUUAUCUUGUUCGGUUAGAAACGCGUCGUUCUUAUUUUUAUUUUUUUUUUCAUUUUUUUUCGGAAAAUGGAGAAGAAAAAAUGGUUAGAAAAGUGAAAACGUCCUCUCGCUCUUUUUCCUGCUUCUUAGUUGUGCGUCGAUUCGCGAAAGAACGAGCGAUCGAUGAUCGAGAGUAGUCUGGUCGACGCUGUUGUCCAAUUUUGUCGGCUCUUUCGCGAACUGGCGGGCAACGCGAACCGGAACAACAAUCUGUCCACUUCUGAAUAGUCUUUGUUUUCUUUUCUAUUCCCGCGUAGAGAAAGCUAGUUAUACGUGACGAUCGGUGAUCGAGGUUAUCAGUUACUACCAAUAUUACUGUAUUAUUAGGCUUACGUUAUCAUUGCUAUUUUAUUAUUAUUAUUAAUAUUAUUAUUAUUAUUAUUAUUAUUAUUAUUAUUAUUAUUAUUAUUAUUAUUGAUUAUAUUGUAUUAUUUUAUUACCAUUCGAAUUCUUAUCGCGAUAACGAUACGGCUUACGAAGCCAAUGUGAUAGAGCUUAUAUGCGAUGAUAAAAUUUAAAAAAAAAUGCGACAUACCAGGGAGGCUGGAGGUCUCCUUCCGUGCGACGAAGAUGCUGCCGGGUAUUCUUCGAAAACGGGCGUUAAAGCGUGGCAGCCGUAAAGCUCGCAUCCACAUGUAAAUAACUGUACAAAAAAAGAGACUCGGAACAUACGAGACAUUACACAUACACGAUCUUGUAUAUUAUACUUAAUUACCACACUUAAACUCUUCAAUAGCGAUAUAUUCACGCGGAAGCAAUGGCGACCGAGCGCGUGGCCAAGCGCGCGACUCAACGCCGCGUUUCCGACGCGGAAACGUGGACGAAAAGGGCCUCAUCGCUCGCGUCGUUCACCAUUUUACGGAGGAACGGGCAACGCGGAGACGCGACGUUGAGUCCGACACGCACAGACGCGACAGGAGAACAUAUAAUUACGAUUACCGUAUACUAUCGAAGCCUGAGAACGACGAGGAAGCGAGCGUGAGAGCGAGCGUGCUUGCGUGCGAGAGAGAGUGAGAAAGGGGCAAAAAAUUAUCCUCGAUAUUACGAAUCAAACUUGUAUUUACCAGAUUAAAUUUUAAUCUUCGAUUAAAUUCUAGUCCGCAGUUAAAAACGAACAAUGGCUAGAGCGAGAAAGGGAGGGAGAGAAAGGGACGAGUGAAAACGGAACGUGUGUGCGAAAGGAAUGGACGUGCGAGUACAGCCAACCCAGUGAGAAGAACACUUAAACGAAAAAAGGGCAUUGCUAAUUGAGAGACCAGUGAUCCGAACAUUCUGUUUUUCUUUUUCAAUCUUACGUUUAUCGCGAACCCAUCGUCGGGGGACCGGCGCGGCUCGGAGACGGGCGAAAUAUCGUUGGAGAUCGAAGUAUUUAUUUGCUACGUUCGACGUUUAUUCGAGCGCGUCGUUACUUGUUCAAAAGGAUUUCAUUCUGUAGGCAUGUAGUGUACAUUGUUUAGUUUUUAUUCGUCGUUCGAAAUUUAUGGGAGUUUUCCUCCGUCUCCGACGAGAGCCGCGUAAGAGCGCGAGAACUGUCGCGAGGUCGAAGAGAUUAUGUGGAUAGAGUGAAGAUAUCAUAAGAAUCUGGAAAUGGAAAUAGUAAGGUGAAGAAAGAGAGAAUGAAUCGAGAAAGUAUCGCUAUUUCUGUAUAAAUUUGCGCGCGUAUCAAAAUUUUAAGACUUGGUGGGGACAAGUCACAGCAAUUAAAAGGGGUGACAUUCAUUUAAAUCUUGCUUUAGGUUACUCCGCAUUUAUAUUUGCUUACACACCUCAUUAUUCUCUGGUACCCUAACGAAGGACGCCAAUAGUCUGUUCUGGGUCUCACUGGCCCACCUAUAGCUCGGGUACCUCGGGAUCGCUAACCCCGUACUGUAGCUACAAUCAAACGUAGCUACAGCCCCUGAGGGCUCGAAAAACACUCGAUCUCUUUCCUCUUACAAUUUGCAUUACACUUUCCAAAAUAUCUAUUCCAUCUAUAUAAUCUCUCUGCUCUGACCAAAGAAGGACCUCGCGGCGAGUUUCGCGUUCCUCGACAUACGCGGCGCCACCUGUCCACCCGACUUUCAUCGCUGCGAUCGACACCACCUUCGUUAUCCUUAACGUUAUUAUUAUUAUUAUUAUUCUAAUUAUUAUUAUCGUCGCCGUUAUUAUUAUUACCGUCUACCACCGUUAAUCGUUGCUCGUAACUCGAUGAACAUCGACAUCAGUCACAGCUCCGCCUGACGAUCGUCGUGCAGGCGCCUACGAACCGAACCAACGACGCCAGAGUGUCAGGGGAAGAGAUCAACGGAUCGAAGAGGCACAGGGAAAAGAGGAUCUCAAGUCGCGAACGCAUCCAGCCUGCCGAUUGUCAAUCUCGUUGGGUUACGAAGACUGCUCCGACCGAUCGUCGCCGAUCGCGCAGCUGAGUAAACCGUGUAACCCGAUCCUUCUCGGGGACGAUCGGCGUCGCGGUUUUUCUUUGUCUAUCGAAACCCUUUCCACAACCCAUAUCCAUCCAUCCAUCCAUCCAUCCAUCCCUACUCCAUCGAGCCCAAACACAUCCCGAUGUCCCCUUCACCGUUCACGAUUUCUUUUCUCUUGUUUCUCGAGCGAGUUGCGAGGCAUAUAGGUUCUUCUGUAGAUACCGAAUAGACUCUAGAUAGCAGAUAGCUUUAAUUAUUUAAGCGGAAACGGCUUUCUAGGCGAGUACCCGGGUCCCCCGGGUAGUGGGGGAGUUUGUAAUAUAGGGAGGAAGGUUCGUGCGGACACACACGAGUCGGAGGUCGCGCAAGGACCACCUGAUAAAGGAGGAAAAUCAUAUCGUAAACAUAAUAAUGAAUAUUUUACAGAACCGACGAAACGAAAAUGAGAAGAAAAAAAACGACGUAACGCCGAGGACGUAAAGAUAACUGUAGAUAGAUAUUCAGAAAGAAAAAG
Messenger RNA from Hylaeus volcanicus, 10071 nucleotides. RefSeq names its product homeobox protein cut (gene cut). The transcript has 9 exons. Gene Ontology annotation, biological process: regulation of DNA-templated transcription. The record is from RefSeq and is a predicted model, not a curated record. Bases 1369 to 6234 code for a protein of 1621 amino acids. NCBI's taxonomy places the organism in Eukaryota, Metazoa, Arthropoda, Insecta, Hymenoptera, Colletidae. Gene Ontology annotation, molecular function: DNA-binding transcription factor activity, RNA polymerase II-specific; DNA binding.